Messenger RNA from Ornithodoros turicata, 884 nucleotides. RefSeq lists its product as uncharacterized. The coding region runs from base 68 to 622 and encodes 184 amino acids. The record is from RefSeq and is a predicted model, not a curated record. The transcript has 4 exons. NCBI's taxonomy places the organism in Eukaryota, Metazoa, Arthropoda, Arachnida, Ixodida, Argasidae.
GACCGUUCAGUGAUGGCUGGCACUCAGUUUUGGGUGAGCGUCUGUCCACUGAGUUGAUGGUCCUACAAUGCUUUCUCUCUGGAUCUUGGCUUUCUGGGUCGCAGCUGUUUAUGGCCCUGCAGUGUGUGCGAGGGCGGUAGGUGAACCAGGCCAGGGCUACCAAACUCUGCCAUGCCACUGGGUUGAAGAACAGGGUCGCGAAUGGCUGGACAAAGGUGUUAUUGGCGGCCAUGAGAAUGGUCGAGCCAUGUACGUCGGAAGAAUUAGCUAUCAAGGCGGCGUCAUUCCAGGCAAGAUUAUUCCUUGGGACGUCGUCAUGCUUAUAGGGUCUGAUGGAAAAGAGGCUCAUUUCUAUAAAUAUCAGGCUCUGGAGUGUACAAGCGGCACUCAGCUCACUUGGAUUAAAGCAGCCGACGGGAAGUUACCCACUGGUGCCCUUCAGGGUGGAAACACGUCAACGGGCGAGCUUCUCUACAUUGGUCGCGUACAUCACAAUGGCACCCUCACUGUGGGCAAAUUGCAGACCUCUCUGGGAUGUGUCUCCAUCGGGUACUUUGGGAAAGAAUACUGUCACAGCGAGUACGAGGUGCUGGUGUGGCCUAUUGUCCAGCUUGUGAAGUAAACCUUAUGACGGUGCGAUAAGAAGCCACAACGCUCAUGGCGCAGAGAAACUCCAUCGAACCAAUAUGAACAUCCCCUGAUCACUGAUGUUAUCCACAAUGAGAACCCAUCGGUGUUGCUCAUAAUAAUGAAUAUUGCUCGGCAAAGUAACCCCUCAGCUGUGUCUCUGCUGCUCAAACUGAAUGUAAAUGAAAAGCACAAUGCAGCCUGGUUUAUUAAUAAAUGAGUCGAUUUUCAAAUAAAUAGCCAUAUGUGAACUACAA